AAAAAAAAAAAUGGAAUCCUACUGGAGUGUGAGCCCCAUCCCUGGGCCUGCAGCUCCUUCCCUCCGAGAGCCCCCUCACUUGACAGGCUUCCUCUUUGGACCAUGACCGGGCCUUACAGAGACCACGGGCCUGGGGUCUCUCUCCUCUAGCGCACCAGCCUCCGGUUUGGGCCUCUCUUCCUCCAGCUUGGGUCCUUCCUCCUGGAGCUCCGGCUCUGAAGCGGCUCCUGCUGGGGGCUGGUCUUCACCCUGGGUCCCGCCGGCCUCAUGGGCUGGCACCAGGAACUGGUCUCCCGUCACUGGACACUAGAGGUGACACACAGACCAUCGGUCACCAUGGCCGGGCAAAAGAUAUAGGAAUCAGUCACUGAACACCUAACUUUAGACACCGAAACAGCCUGUGCCUUUCUCCUCCUGGAGAGCCCAGCCCGGCAGUUAGGGGGUCGGGACGCUCAGAGUUCCGCCUCUCAGAGCUCUGCGGCCCCGUCUUUGAAUGCUAAACAGCCUGAUGGUCACCUCAGAGGUCUGAGCGCGGCCAGGGUCCUCCAGGAGCAGUGCCUGCCCCACGACCGUCGCCUCCUGGAACCCCGGGAGCCUCUCCGCGCCUGCCGAGGCCAUGGCUGCGCGGGCUCAGUGCACCUCGACAAUUGCCUGGGGCGGACCCCGAGGGGUUGGAUGGUGGCCCCGCGCAGCUCCCGGAGACCGGCCAGCAAGCUAGGACAAAACGGAAGCGAGACCGGCGGCCACCCUCGACCGAAACUACAAGCCCCAGGAGGCUUUGCGCCAGGGUCAGUGAGCCCUGACCCCGGGAACGGAAGCCACGGUUGCCCGGCAACAACUACUCCCGUCGAGUGGCAGCAGCUGGCUGCAAAACCGCUCUAGGCGGCGCCGGCGCCAUGUGCGAGGGCCCCUCCCGUAUCUCGGGGCCCAUCCCCCCAGACCCGACGCUUUGCCCUGACUACUACCGGCGGCCGGCCUCUGCUCAAGGGCGCCUAGAGGGAAACGCGCUGAAGCUGGACUUGCUAACCUCGUACUGGGCCCUGGACGCCACAGCUCCCCGUGGCCCCUGCAUCGGUCCCGGCGCCCGAGAGGUCCUGGAGCGCGGCCGGCGUGGCGUCGGGGACGUGCUGUUGCAACUUGAGGGCAUCUCUCUAGGUCCUGGGGCCUCUCUCAAGAGGAAGGACCCUAAAGACCAUGAGAAGGAGAACCUGAGGCGGAUCAGGGAGAUUCAGAAGCGCUUCAGAGAACGACAGCACAGCCAGGAGCAGGGCCAGCCUAGGCCCCUGAAAGCUCUGUGGCGCUCGCCCAAGUACGACAAGGUGGAGUCCCGGGUCAAGGCACAGCUGCAGGAGCCUGGCCCUGCCUUUGGGACAGAGUCUGCCCACUUCCUGCGGGCGCACUCCCGCUGUGGCCCUGGCCUCCCACCACCCCGUGUUCCCAGUCCCCAGCCAAACCCACCAGGUUCUGAAGCUAAGGGGCCAGGCCUGGGGGUGAACUUCAUUCGUCACAAUGCCCAAGCUGCCAAGAGGGCCCCCCGGAGGCAUUCCCGCUCGCUGCAGGUCCUGGCACAGGUGCUAGAGCAGCAGCGGCAGGCCCAGGAGCACUACAAUGCCACGCAGAAGGGCCACGUGCCCCAUUACUUGUUGGAGCGCAGGGACCUGUGGCGGCGGGAGGCCGAGGCCCGUGAGCAGAGCCAGCCGGACCCAGCCGUGCCUCCAGGCCACACGCGCAUGCCUGAGAACCAGCGGCUAGAAACACUGAGCAAGCUGCUUCAGAGCCAGAACCAGCUGCUGCGUGAGCUGGUACUGCUGCCUGCUGGGGCAGACUCACUGAGAGCUCAGAGCCACCGUGCUGAGCUGGACCGGAAGCUGGUGCAGGUAGAGGAGGCCAUCAGAAUUUUUUCCCGGCCCAAAGUCUUCGUGAAGAUGGACACCUGAGCCCCUCUGGGGGACAAUUAGCAGGGAGGUACAUGCUGAGUAUCACCAGUCACAUGGCUGAAAAGGACAGGGUCGGGCCCAUUUCCAGAUCAGAGGUCUGAAGACAGGAGCAGAGAGGUGGCCAGUGUCCCUAGAGCACUUUUCUCAAGCCACCAGUGGCUACAGAAGGGCCAUCCCAGCCUUUUAACUGUUUUGUCAAAAUUAAACCGUUUGUACACAGGA
Messenger RNA from Saimiri boliviensis boliviensis (Bolivian squirrel monkey), 2159 nucleotides. RefSeq names its product enkurin domain containing 1 (gene ENKD1). Gene Ontology annotation, cellular component: cytoplasmic microtubule. The record is from RefSeq and is a predicted model, not a curated record. NCBI's taxonomy places the organism in Eukaryota, Metazoa, Chordata, Mammalia, Primates, Cebidae.